Dryobates pubescens (Downy woodpecker) is the source of this 3075-nucleotide messenger RNA. RefSeq names its product forkhead box O1 (gene FOXO1). Bases 278 to 2221 code for a protein of 647 amino acids. Lineage: Eukaryota; Metazoa; Chordata; Aves; Piciformes; Picidae. Gene Ontology annotation, molecular function: RNA polymerase II cis-regulatory region sequence-specific DNA binding; DNA-binding transcription factor activity, RNA polymerase II-specific. Gene Ontology annotation, cellular component: nucleus. Gene Ontology annotation, biological process: insulin receptor signaling pathway; regulation of transcription by RNA polymerase II. The record is from RefSeq and is a predicted model, not a curated record. The transcript is spliced from 3 exons.
GAGGAGGAGGAGGAGGAAGGCUGGAGGCGGGCCCGCGUGGGGCGCUCGUUGCAGUCGGUGCGCGCCGGGCGGCCGAGUCGGUGCUCUUGGUGCCGCUGCAGAGGGCAGGGAGUUGGGCAAGGGACAGGGCGGUGGGGCCGGAGCUGCGAGGGGAGUUGGUGGCCGCGCCGUCGGGGCCGCGCCGGUCCGCAUCCGGAGCCUGCAUGGGGCGGCGGCGCUGAGCCCAGCCGCCCCGCUGCUGCCGCUGCUGCCGCCGCGCUCCCGCCCCGGCCCCGCCAUGGCCGAGGCACCGCAGCUGGUGGACAUCGACCCCGACUUCGAGCCGCUGCCGCGGCCCCGCUCUUGCACCUGGCCCCUGCCGCGGCCAGAGUUCAAUCCCCCGAGCUCGGCCACCUCGAGCCCGGCGCCGUCGUGCGGCGGGCAGCCCGAGGGGGCGGCCGCUGCCGGGGCCAGUACCGCUGCCUCGGGAGCGCUCAGUGCCGACUUCAUCAGCAACCUCAGCCUGCUAGAGGAGAGCGAGGACUUCACGCCACUGGCCCCUGCUGCCGCUCCCCCGGAGGCGGCCGCCUGCCGCUGCGGGGACUACCCGGCGCCCGAGGCCGGCUGCCGUCUCCACCCGCCGGGACCGCCGCCGGUGCCGCCGGUGCCGCCGCCCGUGUCCGGUCUGUCUCCUGGCCCCGUGGCCGGGCAGCCCCGUAAGAGUAGCUCGUCGCGCCGCAACGCCUGGGGCAACCUGUCCUACGCGGAUCUCAUCACUAAGGCCAUAGAGAGCUCCCCCGAGAAGCGGCUCACGCUCUCCCAGAUCUACGAGUGGAUGGUCAAGAGCGUCCCCUACUUCAAGGAUAAGGGCGACAGCAACAGCUCAGCCGGCUGGAAGAACUCGAUCCGUCACAACCUGUCUCUGCACAGCAAGUUCAUCAGAGUGCAGAACGAGGGAACGGGGAAGAGUUCCUGGUGGAUGCUCAAUCCUGAGGGAGGAAAGAGCGGCAAAUCUCCGAGGAGGCGAGCGGCAUCCAUGGAUAACAACAGCAAAUUUGCCAAAAGCAGAGGCAGAGCUGCCAAGAAAAAAGCAUCCCUUCAGUCUGGUCAAGAGGGAAGCGGUGACAGCCCUGGAUCGCAGUUCUCGAAGUGGCCUGCAAGUCCCAGCUCUCACAGUAACGACGACUUCGAUAACUGGAGCACAUUUCGACCUAGAACUAGCUCUAAUGCUAGCACAAUUAGCGGAAGGCUUUCUCCUAUUUUGCCAGAGCAAGAUGAUCUUGGUGACGGGGACGUGCACUCCAUGGUAUACCCAUCAGCAGCCAGCAAAAUGACUUCUACUCUACCCAGCCUUUCAGAGAUGAGUAAUUCUGAGAACAUGGAAAAUCUUUUGGAUAACCUUAAUCUCUUAUCACCUAAUACAUCAAUGACUGUGUCAACCCAGUCUUCAUCUGCUACCCUGAUGCAACAGACACCAGGUUACUCAUUUGCUUCCUCGACUACAAGUAUAGGUUCCCCGAAUCCAGACUACAGGAAAUUUACAUAUGCUCAAGCUAGCAUGAACUCGUUGCCCCAGAUUCCUAUGCAGACUCUCCAAGACAGUAAAUCAAGCUAUGGAUCGAUGAACCAAUAUAACUGUCCCGCAGGGCUUCUGAAGGAGUUGCUGACCUCCGAUUCUCCGCCGCACGGCGAUAUCUUGGCACCGGUAGACACUGGCGUUUCCCAGGCCGGUGGCAGGACUCUGGGCCAAAGCGUGCUGAUGGUUGCUAACUCGGUGAUGCCAACUUACGGCAGUCAGCCGCCCCACAACAAAAUGAUGAACCCUAACGCCCGCCCUCACCAAGGACAUAAUCAGCCCACACCCGCGGUCAACGGUCGUGCCUUGUCACACACGGUGAACACCAUGUCACACACGGCAGGUCUCAAUCGCUUGUCGACGGUGAAGACUUCGUUACAAGUGCCUAUGAGUCACCCAAUGCAGAUGAAUGCUAUGAACCCAUAUGCCCCUGUUAACAGCUGCAACGGCUAUGGAAGGGUGGGAAUUGUUUCCCUCCACCAGGAGAAGCUUCCUAGUGACUUAGAUGACAUGUUAAUUGAACGGUUGGACUGCGACAUGGAGUCGAUCAUCCGUAAUGACCUUAUGGAUGGAGAAACGUUAGAUUUUAACUUUGACAGUGUAUUGCCUAACCAAAGUUUUCAGCACAGCGUAAAGACAACCACACACAGUUGGGUGUCAGGCUAGGAUGUAGUAGGAGGCUACAGUUAAAUUCUCCAGACUUGUCUGACAGCAGGAACUGAGAAAAGCAGUACAAAGAUGUCCUUCGCCUUCCUUUUUCAUUUCCUUGACAGAGCUGUGCUCAUGCACUAGCUUUCUUUGGGGUCUUUUUCGCGUUUUGGUUUUGUUUUGUUUUGUUCAGGGUAUUUUUUUCCCCUUUUUCUUUUUUCUUCCCUUCGUCGGAGUUGGCAGCAGAGAGAGUAUUUUCCUGUACAGGAUGUUUGCCCCAAACUUGCAGGUUAUGUGCUGCUGUAGAUAAGAACUGUGCCAUUGGAAAUUUCAUUACUCUGAAGUGCCAAAUUCACUACACCGUAUAAUCACAGCAAGAGACUCUCACUUGCAUCAUGUUGUGCUUUCGGUUUUGUACAGUAUGACCUGUAGAAGAAUUGUUUUUUAAGACUGUCUGUUUUGGUCCAAGACAAGUUUAUAAACUUUUGUAAGGAUACUGUGAUGAUCUCAUGCCCUCAGUAAGUUUAACCUCCAUUGAUGUCACCUGUGUUUUGAUGAAUUGAGAUAACUGUGGACUUGCCUUGCAGUAGUACGAACUGCAUUAUUUUACUCAAAGUUGCCACACAUUUCAUAUGGGAACAAAGCAGCCUGUCAAAUACCUUCCUACUAAGCUCACUGCCUAUUCAAAGCAAGCAGUAGGUUAAAUGCCAUUUGAUAAGUUACCUGUAUUCAUGUAAAUUUAUGCAAGAAUGUAUCUGGAUUUCAUUGUUAGACUAAUGACUUUGUUGUUGGACUCGAGAUAAUUUUCGGAGUACUUUCCAAGCUAUUUUUCUUAUAAUUAAAGUCUACUUUUGUUAUAUAGACAAAAAAAA